GAUAUUGCAUAUAGUUGUGACCUUGAUGUGAUAUGUAUAACAGAGACGUUGCUAAACGGUUCAAUUGCUAAUUCAGAAUUAUUUCCGUAUACUUAUGAUAUACAUCGUCAAGAUCGAAAAGAUCGAACGCCAGUUGGAGUACUUAUUGCAGUAAAAAAUGACUUAGUUUCAAGGGAAUUAAGUAAGCCUAUUGAUCAUGAAUUUGAAGCUGUGAUCGUUGAAUUGGAUCUACCUCGAGACA
Paramuricea clavata is the source of this 241-nucleotide messenger RNA. Lineage: Eukaryota; Metazoa; Cnidaria; Anthozoa; Malacalcyonacea; Plexauridae. The record is from the annotation of a GenBank genome assembly.